Molecule: messenger RNA, 5142 nt
Organism: Lagopus leucura (white-tailed ptarmigan)
Lineage: Eukaryota; Metazoa; Chordata; Aves; Galliformes; Phasianidae
Gene: ATG7
Product: autophagy related 7
Exons: 19
Coding region: 97-2226 (709 amino acids)
Biological process (GO): cellular response to nitrogen starvation; autophagy of mitochondrion; C-terminal protein lipidation
Cellular component (GO): phagophore assembly site; cytoplasm
Molecular function (GO): Atg12 activating enzyme activity; Atg8 activating enzyme activity
Source: RefSeq, a predicted model, not a curated record
GGCACCGUCACGCUUCGCGUCAGCUGGUAAUGCCGGAAGUACUGCGCGCUGGAGCCGAAUUCUCUUUGCCUGUAUGUUUAAUAGUGAACUACAAUCAUGGCAGCAGUCAGCAAUGAGUCCCACCAUCCUGUGGAUCCUGGAAGUUCGAAGCUGCAGUUUGCCCCCUUCAGUAGUGCCUUGAACGUAGGAUUCUGGCAUGAACUAACCCAGAAGAAGCUCAAUGAGUACCGAUUAGAUGAGACUCCAAAGGUUAUCAAAGGGUACUACUACAAUGGCGAUCCAUCAGGUUUCCCAGCUCGUUUGACGUUGGAAUUUAGUGCCUUUGACAUGAAUGCUGCAAUACCAGCACGUUGCUGUCCUGCUUUUGGAACAUUGUAUAAUACCAACACCUUCGAGGCUUUCAAGUCCUGUGAUAAAAAAUCACUUUUGGAAAAAGAAGCAAAUGAGAUAUGGGAAUCAAUAAAAUCUGGAGCUGCACUUGAAAACCCUCUGCUCUUGAACAGGUUCCUGCUGUUGACAUUCGCAGAUCUGAAAAAAUAUCAUUUCUAUUACUGGUUUUGCUACCCUGCUCUCUGCUUCCCUGAUGGAAUACAUAUAGUUCAGAAACCAGUGUGUCUUGGUGACCGGUUCUCUUUAAAUCAGAUUCAAGCUCUUCAGAAAGCGUAUGAUGAACUUUGCCAGUCAGAAGGGGUUACAGCCUUUCCUUAUUUUUUAAUCAAGUAUCAUGACAAUUCAGUGGCUGUAUCUCCGCUCAAAAAAUGGGAUGGUUUCUUUCAAGACCAAGAGGGAAAGGUGACAGUUGGAGUUUAUGAUCCGUGUAAUUUAUCUCACUAUCCAGGAUGGCCACUGCGAAAUUUCCUGAUCUUGGCAUCACAUAAAUGGGGCAAUAUUCUCCAGUCAAUUGAAGUGCUCUGCUUCAGAGACAGGACCAUGCAAGGGGUGAGAGACAUAACACACAGCAUUAUCUUUGAAAUAAAACUUCCACAAGGAGCAUUUGGCCCAGAUUGUCCAAAAGCUGUUGGAUGGGAGAAAAACCAGAAGGGAGGCAUGGGCCCAAGGGUGGUCAAUCUCAGUGAGUGUAUGGAUCCAAAAAGGUUAGCAGAAUCAUCGGUGGAUCUUAAUUUGAAAUUGAUGUGCUGGCGGUUGGUCCCUACUCUUGAUUUGGAAAAAAUUGUGUCUGCCAAGUGUCUACUGCUAGGAGCUGGUACACUGGGUUGUAGUGUGGCAAGGACUUUGAUGGGUUGGGGAGUCAGGAAGAUUACGUUUGUUGACAACGCAAGGAUUUCAUACUCCAACCCAGUGCGACAGCCGCUGUAUGAAUUUGAAGACUGUCUCAGUGGUGGGAAGCCUAAGGCACUUGCAGCUGCAGAAAGACUUCAGAAAAUCUUCCCAGGAGUGAAUUCAGAAGGCUAUAACAUGAGCAUCCCUAUGCCAGGCCAUCCAGUGAAUUUUUCAGAAGUAACAAUGGCACAGGCUCGGAAGGAUGUGGCUACACUUGAAGAGCUUAUUGAUGCUCAUGAUGUUGUUUUCCUACUAAUGGACACUAGAGAGAGUCGAUGGCUUCCUGCUGUUAUUGCAGCCAGCAAGAGGAAGCUGGUCAUCAAUGCUGCCCUGGGGUUUGACACGUUUGUCGUUAUGAGACAUGGACUGAAGAAACCCAAACAGCAAGAAACUGGCAAUGCAUGUUUCAGCACUGCCCCUGGUCCUUCUGACCUUUUGGGCUCGUCGCUCUUUUCAAAUAUCCCUGGCUACAAGCUGGGCUGCUAUUUCUGCAAUGAUGUCGUGGCACCAGGGGAUUCCACCAGGGAUCGAACACUGGAUCAGCAGUGUACGGUCAGUCGACCUGGAUUAGCCAUGAUAGCCGGAGCUCUUGCAGUGGAAUUAAUGGUUUCUGUUUUACAGCAUCCAGAAGGUGGUUAUGCUGUGGCCAGCAGUAGUGAUGAUAGAAUGAAUGAGCCACCUACUUCUCUUGGGCUUGUUCCUCAUCAGAUCCGUGGUUUUUUAUCAAGAUUUGAUAAUGUUCUUCCAGUCAGUUUGGCAUUUGAUAAGUGCACAGCCUGUUCCCCCAAAGUCCUCGACCAAUAUGAACGUGAAGGAUUUAAUUUCCUAGCUAAAGUUUUUAAUUCCUCGCAUUCCUUCUUGGAAGACUUGACAGGUCUAACUUUAUUACAUCAAGAGACGCAGGCUGCUGAGAUCUGGGACAUGAGUGAUGAUGAAACAGUCUGAAAAUCAGCUGAAUAAGGUGGAAGAUGACCUACUUUGAACUGCAUUGCUGCCUUUUAUCUGUUAUUCGACAAGUUAAUGAUUGCUUACCCAUGACUACAAUGAAUAUGAACAAUUGUAAACCACAUACUGACAUGAAUAUCUUCACUGUGAAAGCAGUCUUUUCUGGAUAUAACUCUCCGUAUUUUCAUUUUUAUUAUGUAAAUAACCAAAAUAAUGUGGUUAUGUUGAAAUCUUAUUCCUUUUUUUUUUUUUUCCCCAUUUUCUAAAUAAGACAUAUAUAAAAUUUGCUGCUUAAGUAAACUUUGGUAUCUCAUUUGUUCCAUUUUUUUAUUUUGCUUCGCAGCAGACAUGUCUAAGUAGCUUGUCUAAAUGGUUUUUUCUUCAUCUUUCCAACACUUGUUCACCUUUAAUUAGAGUUCAUUAUUAAGAUUGAGAAUAUUCUCCUGUUGAGAAAUAAACUGCAUCUUUAUGGGAGAGCAGGAGUAGGUUAAAAACCUACACUUGCAGUGUAUAUCACAUUGCUUUCUAUUUCAAAGUAAAUAUUUGUAGUACAGUUGAUUCCCUUUAUUAUAGUAUGAUUGUUCUUACCUGUGCCAAAAGAGAAAUUAUUCUCUCUUAUAAUUUCAUUCUAUGGAAGAAAUGUGGUUUGACUUAUAUUUACACAGGAAGGACCAAAAUGGAUCUGUAUCAUACUUAAUGCUCUGCUGAAGUUCAAUGUUCUGCUAUGUAGUAAAAAUUGCUUAGAGGAUGAAUCAUUGAUUCAUUAAAAACUUGUAGUUAAAUGUAUUACUAAAAUAAGAAGUUGAUUUUCUAACUCUGCCAUUCCUGGUUGCUGUUGUAUACUACUUUACAGGUGUUAAACACUGAUUCUGAUUUUUAUUUUGACUGGAGUUUAAGUAUUUCAAUUUCUGCAGCAUCAGGAAUGGCUUCAGAUGUUAUGGCUGAGACUGUGAGAAUCUUUGAUGGGUUCUCAAGGAUUUGUAAAAAUGGAUUUGUAAAAUAUCAAAGUUACCUUAUUACAGAACUGAAAGCAAAUCUAUUGUUUUUUAUCUUGCAAUAGGAUUUGGAAGUGUAAUUGAAAUUCAUUUUAAGGCUUUAUAUUGUGGAGACUAUGGACUAACUUGCUCAGAAAAGAAGGGAGAAUCGCUUUUUGUGGCAGUCUUUAUUUCUGUUAUACAUUAUGAAAAUGAGUUGACCAACUGGUCAAUCCAAUUAAUUUAGCUUGGUUUACUUCCUUUAACAUAAGCUCUGAAUAUCCGGUGCAGAUAAUUUCACAGUUUCUCUCUUAGGCCACAUCAGAGUAUGUUCUGUCAGAUCAAAUUCACCUUAAAAGAAAGGAUAUCUGCAGGUCCUAUACUCCCAUCAUAAAAGAAGACUCACUGAAACAUGUUGAGGUUAGCAUUAGUUGUUAAGCUUUAAUGGCCUGUUUAGCUAACUUCAUUGUAGUAUAUAUAUCUGAAUUAAAUAUAUUUUUUUAUAGGAAACUGAUCUUUUGGUGGUCAGGUAAUGAUCAAUAACAUCGAUAACACGUGAUAAACAUUUUUAAGUAGUUUAUUAACAUGCAGAAUUACCUAUGAGCUGUAUGAUUUGCAUUCUGUAGUUCUUUUGGCAUUGUGUAUUGGUACUGGGUAGUUUGAAGGGAAAGACCUGCAUUUUUAUCUUUUGGAACUGCUGAGUGUAAAACUCUUCUGCAGUCUUUGAUUAUCUGAAAAUGUAAAACUAGACAUCUUUCUAAAAAUCUGAUGAACAGUAAUAGUUACUUUAAAUAUCUUGAUUUUAAUUACCUGUUAAAGUAACUUUCAGUUUAAAGAUGCAGUGUAUCUAUUUAAUUGCAGCUGUAUGCAAGAUCUAAAGGUUGCAAUUCAGGGUUAAUAUGGUGUUUCCUUACCUCUCUAAUUUCAGUAGCAUACAGUUCUGAGGCUGAGCUGCUUGCUGUACAUAUGCUUCCCAGAUGUCCCUGAUGUUCUGAAGCUCUUCAGUGUGUCAGAAUAACUUCCGUUGUCUCACUUUAAUGUUUUUUCUUCCUCCUUGUGGAACAAAAUGGUCCUUAUUCUGCAAUUUCUAGGCAUUAAUUGAGUAAGAAAUCAGAAGAAUACAUAGAAAUGAAGUGCUAUUAACAUUUCCAUUACUGUUCAAAUUCAAAUACCAUUAUGAGAUAAGCACAUUUAUUUACUGGCCUGUAGGUACUUAAUGGAAGGCUUUUGGCACUACCCUUUCAACUGCAGAUAUUGGUGUUUAAUGGAAGUUAAACUUCGACCUUUCUUCACUUGUUUUCAGUCUGGUGUUAAAUCCUCUUUAUCAAUGUUAUAGCCUAUCAAUCUGGAAUAAAUUUCACUUAAGGCAUGCCCUUUGUAUUAGAUGUAAAUUGAUAGUAAGAUUUUACCCAGUAUGUGGUUUGGCCAAUGUGAGAAUCUGCUCCAUGGAACAUGGGAUAGGUUUGAUUCUGAAGCCUUCAGCAUUGGGUUCUAAAAGGGAGAAAGGGCACAAGUGUGUAAAUGACACUUAGACCCAUGCAGAAAGAUUCAUGAUGACCUAGAUCAUUUGGUAUAGAAAUUCACCAAGGAUUUUUAUUACUCAAAAGCUGAUUACUCCGAAGAAAUAAAAGAGGAUUCUGCUUCAGUAGAGAUCAACAGCAUGAAGUGUAGUCUUGUACAUCAAAUGGAAUUCUAGUAAUUGCUGCAGCCCUUAUAGCCAUUGAGCUUCAGUCUGGAAAAAAUGUUCCUUCCUUGUGCUCUGUAUGGGUUUGGUAUUGCGUCCUCAGGGAACUCCAGUGAGAUGGACGGAAAUUUUUUUACCAGCAGUACUAUUGUUCUACUGCCUGUAUAAUGUUCUCUUGUUUGGCUACUUACCUUAAAUACAUACAGUAAAAGUCAUAGCAAAGUUGAAUUUUUUUCAAUGUAUGAGUGAUUUCUUUUA